AAAUGCCGCUCCACAUUUCUCUUCUUCGGAAUAGCAAUGGUAGACUGACAGACGAAGCAAACGCACUUCAAAUAUGACAUUGUGGAAAAAAGGGUCCUCCUUCCAUCCCGUAUGGAAGUGAGGAGUGAUUGUGUCUCUGUGACAACAUGUAGGUGAAAGGAAAACAGAAAAAGCAUUAGACAGCAUAACAGAAAGCAAGCAGGUACUGAAAUUUGAAACUGAAGUAGACCAGUGCUGAAUAAAGAUAAUCAAAAAGUCCACAUGAGAUUAGCGGAAGAUGUCUUUUGUUAGAGAAGUUCUUGGCAAACUUGGGAACUCCCCCUCAUAUAGUGGGAACAAAAUAUUGUGGAGCACCUGGAACCCGAAACGGGUGCCGCUGCGCCAGGAUGCCUCCCUCUCUAGCCACUACACCCUCGACUACCGCUCCCGCAUGGAAGAGCUGGGCUCAGACCUGGGCCUUCCGACUCUCACACUCGCAGGUCAGACCUUCACCUAUAUAAAUGGCCAGUGGGUGUCCUCAGCAGGCAGGAAGGGUCUGGACCUGAGGCCCCGGCUUCAGCAGCUAAAGAGGAAAAACCGGGCCCUGAUGGAGGAAAACAACGCCCUUAUGAUCCGGUUAGAAGUCCUGAUGGACAUGCUGACAGAUGCUACAGCCCAGCUGCGGGAGCUGCAGGCAGACGCUACCCCACGGCACAAACGUGGCCUCAUGGAAGUCUUUCCCAAUAAAUGGCCCUAAGGGUUGAAGAGUU
Brienomyrus brachyistius is the source of this 749-nucleotide messenger RNA. RefSeq names its product protein chibby homolog 1-like. NCBI's taxonomy places the organism in Eukaryota, Metazoa, Chordata, Actinopteri, Osteoglossiformes, Mormyridae. The coding region runs from base 278 to 736 and encodes 152 amino acids. The transcript is spliced from 3 exons. The record is from RefSeq and is a predicted model, not a curated record.